CGCGGCAUCACUUCCUGUCCUCGCUCUUUUCCGCUGAGCUUCUCUCGCCUGUGUGACCCGCGUGUUUACUCACUCCCAGAUGAAGGAGUCGAUAAUGAACCAGGAGAAGCUCGCAAAACUGCAGGCGCAGGUCCGCAUCGGUGGCAAAGGGUCGGCCCGCAGGAAGAAGAAGGUGGUGCACAGGACGGCAACAGCGGACGACAAGAAGUUGCAGUUCUCCCUCAAGAAACUGGGAGUCAACAACAUCUCUGGCAUCGAGGAGGUGAACAUGUUCACGGACCAGGGGACGGUGAUCCACUUUAACAACCCAAAGGUACAGGCCUCCUUGGCGGCCAACACCUUCACGAUCACGGGGCACGCUGAUAACAAGCAACUCACAGAGAUGCUCCCGGGAAUCCUCAACCAGCUGGGAGCCGACAGUCUCACCAGCCUCAGGAGAUUAGCGGAGGCCCUGCCCAGACCAGCCGGAGAGAACAAAGCCCCCAUGGUCGCUGUUGACGAGGAGGAUGAGGAGGAGGAUGAGGUUCCAGAUCUCGUUGAAAACUUUGACGAGGCCUCAAAGGACGAGGCAAAUUAAGAAACGGCAGCAAACACUCUGACACCACAAACACAUUUUGUAAUUGUUCAUCUCUCUGCAAAAAAGUAGCUUUUUUGUUGUAACCUUGACAUUUGGGCUAUAAUUUACUUUUUCUUUUUUUACGGCAACUGUUCACUUUGUUUGAUUUGCCUCGUUCUGGAGUACAAAUGAAAUAAUUUAAUUCAGUGGAAUGUGCAAACCGAUUUUCACCAGCUGCCUCCCCUGCAUUGUGACACACAUCCAUCACGUAUCGGUGGAAUGAUUCAUGGAAUAAACAUUACUCUAACAACAAAAGG
Molecule: messenger RNA, 873 nt
Organism: Pseudoliparis swirei
Lineage: Eukaryota; Metazoa; Chordata; Actinopteri; Perciformes; Liparidae
Product: transcription factor BTF3-like
Exons: 6
Coding region: 80-577 (165 amino acids)
Cellular component (GO): cytosol; nascent polypeptide-associated complex
Source: RefSeq, a predicted model, not a curated record